This is a messenger RNA of Marasmius oreades (fairy-ring Marasmius), 2070 nucleotides long. RefSeq lists its product as uncharacterized. Bases 108 to 1748 code for a protein of 546 amino acids. The record is from RefSeq and is a predicted model, not a curated record. Lineage: Eukaryota; Fungi; Basidiomycota; Agaricomycetes; Agaricales; Marasmiaceae. The transcript has 16 exons. Gene Ontology annotation, molecular function: heme binding; monooxygenase activity; oxidoreductase activity, acting on paired donors, with incorporation or reduction of molecular oxygen.
GUUUACUUCUCGGCAACUGUGUUGUCCCGGAGUUUCAUGCGCAGAAUCACAAGCCCUGCUUUCAUUUUCAUUUUGGCACUCACUUACCACCAUGUCGCCCACUGCGAAUGCCACUGAGUGGGUAUACUUCUCAAGAUUUCAAACGCAUCCUCUUCUCUACAUUGGAGUUGGUGGGUCAAGCAAUCACUAGUUUACUGAUUGUAUACCAACUGUAUUUGUGGCCUUACAUUUUUUCUCCUUUACGGAACGUCCCUGGACCUCCUCUCGGACAUCCUCUCUUCGGACAGUCUCCAACAAUCAUCAACAGCGAAUCUGGGAUCCCUCAGAGGGAAUGGGCAAAGAAAUACGGUCCCAUCGUUCGCGUUGUGGGUCCUUUCGGCUUUGAGCGACUCUUUUUCCUUCGACCCGAUCCACUACACAAGGUCUUGGUGAAGGAUUGGCUUGGUUAUCCCCGACCAAGUUUUUUGCGCAAAAUUCUUGGACUAGUGACAGGUUAUGGACUUCUUACGGUCACCGGGGAGGAUCACAAACAAAUGAGAAAGGCUAUGAAUCCUGCUUUCUCGAUACCGAAUCUCACAGCUCAGACAUACAUGUAUUAUGAUCCUAUCUACGGACUAGUUCAGCUCAUAGCUUCUGAACUGGACGCACAGAAACAACCGAAGGGCGGGAAAGUCAUACCCGUUUAUGAAUGGAUGAGCAAAGUAACUCUCGACAUCAUAUGUGAGACUGCCUUUGGGUACCGUACGGACUCGAUACACAAUCCGCACAAUGAGCUUGCUGAAGCCUACGAGUCACUCGUCAAUCUACAAUCAGGUCCGAACAUUGCAAAAAUGAUUCUUGCGAUGUCCAUACCAGGACUCUCAACGCUAAUGCUAUCCGACUUGGGACACCGAUAUCGCAACAUUUUCCGCCUAACCAAAUUUACGUCCGAUAUAGCUACCCUUCUCGGAGCGAUGCACACUAUCAAACGUAUUUCACGCGAGAUGCUGUCACAGAAAAUGCGCGCAUCAUCGGAUUCUGGUAUCGCGGAAGGGGAUUCUGAGCUCCAUGGUAAAAAGGAUAUCAUGAGUAUCCUGGUUCGCGCGAGAACGAGCGAAAUCGAAGGUCAGUACAAGAUGAGUGACGAGGCCAUGAUGGAUCAGGUUCUGACCUUCCUUGGUGCUGGCCACGAGACUACCGCUUCCGGACUAGCUUGGACUCUCUGGCUUCUUGCCCAAGACCAGUAUAGUCAAGAUAAGCUGCGCCACGAGAUUAGACCAGUAUUUGCGCAAAAUGACCGACCCGACUACAAGACGCUGAAGGAUUUGAAAUGGCUCGACUGCGUCAUUAUGGAAAGCCUUCGUGUCAUGCCUCCAGUCCCAAUUACGGUAAGGAAGGCAGAGAAAACAGACUAUAUUGAAGGGAUCUUGGUUCCCAAGGGUACAUUACUUUGGAUCCCUAUUCGUGUUGUGAACACCUGGAAAGAGAUUUGGGGGGAAGAUUCUGAAGAAUUCCGACCGAAGCGAUGGCUGGACCUCCCGAAGGAAUACCAUCCAAGUUUAUCCCUUCUUUCCUUCAUUGCAGGACCACAUGCAUGUAUUGGGAAGACAAUGGCGAUUGUCGAAAUGAAAGCUGUUCUAGCCGCUUUGAUCGCGAACUUCCGAUUCGAACCCGCAUACGAGGGACAAAAAGCCCAUCCUGCAGCAGCGAUCACGAUGAAACCUACUGACGGUAUGCCGCUCCGAGUCAGGAAGGCAUCCCAGCCAUAAUGAUUCGUUCACUGUGCUACUCUGAUCACACUCGACGUGGUCAGAAUUGAUAUUGUCUGUGAUUUAGUUCAUUGUUCGUGUAGCCUUUUGUUGUUUUGGAGUAUGUAGUCGGCAAAACCUUCUCGUUCGGAAUCUUGUAUCGCCUUCUGUUCGUGUGGUUUUCGUUUUGGUCUAUUAUCACGCAUGACGUGCAAUUCCUCAUCCUCCCCGUUCUUUUGGCUUGCUAUCCUUUGCCUUGUGACUGUCCCUUCAACAUGACCACCACCUCAACAUAAUCAUCGUGAUUCGUUGUAAGUAAUUGUAAGUAAUUGUAUAUAUACCA